Molecule: messenger RNA, 633 nt
Organism: Thyridium curvatum
Lineage: Eukaryota; Fungi; Ascomycota; Sordariomycetes; Thyridiales; Thyridiaceae
Exons: 4
Coding region: 1-633 (210 amino acids)
Biological process (GO): phosphatidylcholine biosynthetic process
Molecular function (GO): S-adenosylmethionine-dependent methyltransferase activity
Source: RefSeq, a predicted model, not a curated record
AUGGCCCCUGCAUAUGCACAGACCAAGCUGGUCGACUUUGACCAGAAGAGCUUGUUCAUCUCUGCCUGCUCCAUCGCCUUCAACCCCCUCUUCUGGAACAUUGUUGCGAGACAAGAAUACCACAACAAGGUCCUGACCAAGCUGUUUGGCGGACGCUCCCAGACUGCCUGCUAUGGCCUCGCUGCGACCAUUUUCAGCAUCGGUAUCGUCCGUGAUCUGCUCUACGAGAGGGCGCUGCGACACCAGCCCUCGCACCCGCUCCUCGAUAGCGAUCUCGUCACAUACAUCGGCUACGCCUUGCUCGCGUGCGGGAAUAUUCUGGUCAUCUCGUCCACAUGGGCUCUCGGUAUAACUGGAACUUUCCUCGGUGACUACUUUGGCAUCCUCAUGGACGACAUCGUGACGGGCUUCCCCUUCAACGUCACUGACGCGCCCAUGUACUAUGGCUCCACCAUGAGCUUCCUCGGCUCCGCCCUCGUCUACAGCAAGCCUGCCGGCAUUUUGCUGACUGGCUGGGUGCUGCUCGUGUACCUGGUCGCUCUGCGGUUCGAGAACCCUUUUACGGCUGAGAUUUAUGCCAAGAGGGAGCGCGAGAGGGCUGCUGGCAAGAAGGAGGGCAAGAAGCAGCGAUAA